CAGGGAUGUAAUCGAGCAGGAUCCGUUUGAGUCCUCGCAGCUCAGAGGAGGUUCAGCAGCUUCAGCCAUCUGUCAUCUGAGCACCACACACAAAACAGACAUGUCUGACUUAACGGAGGACCAGAUCAUGGAGUUCAAGGAGGCCUUCCUUUUGUUUGACCGGACGGGCGAGGGGAAGAUCACCUACAGCCAGUGUGGCGACGUUAUCCGAGCUCUGGGACAGAACCCAGUCAAUGCUGAAGUACUCAAAGUCCUGGGAAACCCCAAGCUAGAAGAGAUGAACACCAAGAUGCUGGAUUUUGAACAGUUCCUGCCCAUGUACCAGGCCAUUGCUAAGAACAAGGACCAGUGCUCCUUUGACGAUAUUGUCGAAGGCUUGCGUGUCUUUGACAAGGAGGGAAAUGGCACAGUGAUGGGAGCCGAGCUGCGUCAUGUCCUCACCACGCUAGGUGAAAAAAUGACAGAAGAAGAGGUGGAGACUCUUUUAGCAGGACAUGAAGAUGCCAAUGGCUGCAUUAACUAUGAAGAACUUGUCCGCAUGGUGCUCAGCAGUUGAGAUCUUCCGAACACCACUUCCAGAUGUGUUGACCUUCCAUUGAGCCCCCCCCCCCGCCCAAUGUUUUUUUUCUUCUUUUUUCCCUGUAACAUUUUUUUUGUGCCUUUUCUGUCAGACACUUUUACCUCAAUAUCCAAACAUUCACCUGCAGGCACAAUCAGUAGUGGUAUUUUUUAUUUAUUUUUUUUUUUUCCUUUUGUCAUUUGUCAGUUUUGUUGUCAACAGUUUUCUUCUUUUGAAUGGAAAUGAUGAUGGGAAUUCUGAAAGUUUGGAAUAAAAAUCCUGUCUUACAAAGUGCCAUCGAGGCUAUGAGUCUGGUUAAACUUAACUUUUUUUUACUUUAAAACCAAUUCCACUGCUCAUUAAUGAACAUAUUUAAUCAACCAAUCACAUGGCAUUGCAGUGCAUUUAGGCAUGUAGACAUCAACAAGACAACCUGCUGCGGUUUAAAACCAAGCAUCCAGAGGUGGCACAAGUACGGGCGUUCUGUACUUAAGUAGAAGUACAAAUAUUUGUGUUUAAAAAAAAAUACUCUGGUAAAACUUGAGUAAAGUUGAAUCAGUUAAAGUAAAAGUGGAAAAAGUACAGGCUCUGAAUUGUACUCAAAGAAAGUAAAAGUAGCUCACUGAAGGCUAUUUUUGUGUAAACCUAAAUGAGCUAUGUUGUUAUAAUAGUAAAAUUGUAUAAACUAACAAUACAAACAUUAUUCCAACCUAAAUGCUAAUGUACUCAGCUUGAAUCUGUUACCUACAUUGUCACUGUUAUUGACCAGAUGCUUUUGUAUGAUGGUGUCACUUGUGUUAAAACAAUACAGGAUAUGAACUAAAUGCUACAUGAAUAAAACUUAGUGUAAAUAUUGUCCUUUCACUAAAUGAAAAUCAUUCUGAUCCAA
Archocentrus centrarchus (flier cichlid) is the source of this 1448-nucleotide messenger RNA. RefSeq names its product myosin, light chain 6, alkali, smooth muscle and non-muscle (gene myl6). Gene Ontology annotation, cellular component: myosin II complex. The coding region runs from base 101 to 556 and encodes 151 amino acids. The record is from RefSeq and is a predicted model, not a curated record. Lineage: Eukaryota; Metazoa; Chordata; Actinopteri; Cichliformes; Cichlidae. Gene Ontology annotation, molecular function: calcium ion binding; structural constituent of muscle. The transcript has 6 exons.